GCUGCACAUGCCCACCGCAGUCAAAACAGCAGCGGAGAUAAAAUUCCACAUUGUCAUCUCUGUGAAAUCUGAGGGAGCGUCGUUAUCAGGUCUUGCCAACCCAACCGCCUCCGCCGACGCUGCUGCGGGGUCAGCGCGCAUGCAGCCUCACGCCGGACGCAGGCUUCGACACGCCGACCCACUCUGCGCCUUCGCGUUUUAACGGGACUCCGGCAGGAACCCUCUAGGUUCUGCUGCAGGGAGGCGAGGAAAUGAGAAUAGCCCCUCAAAUCAGCAAAUCACCAAACAACCACGGGGACAGGCAAAAAUGGCAGAACUUGUGGUCGGGGGAAAAAAAACUGAGGGCUUUCGCGGAAGGAGAAGGCUCAGACGCAGACAAGGUCGGCAAUGGAAGAUGACCUCCGCCAACUACCACGGCUUGCACAAGUCACAGGAGUCGCCCACCUUGCCGGUGUCCACGGCCACGGACAGCAGCUACUACACCGGCCCGCAGCACGGACACUCGUGCGGCGGAUUGCCCUUCGGAGAGCUCGGUUCCUUCCAGUACCAUGCCAGCGGGCCCGGCGCGGCGCCGUACGGCAUGCAGGCGGGCUUCAACACCCCUUAUGGGGCGUACAGCACGUAUGGGCCCAACUCGUCGCCCACCCCUCCAGAGACCGAGAAAGAAGAGAGCGAGCCAGAAAUCCGGAUGGUGAACGGAAAACCGAAGAAGGUCAGAAAACCUCGAACCAUUUAUUCCAGCUUCCAGCUGGCCGCGCUCCAGAGGAGGUUCCAAAAAACGCAGUACUUGGCGUUGCCCGAGCGGGCCGAGCUGGCGGCGUCGCUGGGCCUCACGCAGACGCAGGUGAAAAUCUGGUUCCAGAACCGGCGCUCCAAGUUUAAGAAGCUGUGGAAAAACGGCGAAAUUGCACCGGAGCAGCACGUCCCUGCGGGGGAGUCCCCCCCGUGUAGCUCCCCCCCGAGCGCUUGGGACUUUCCACAGACUCAAGCCAUGAGCGGCUCCACGUUUCCUCCGAGCUGCAGUAGUCCGCCCAACAGCGGCAGCGGCGCUCCAUCCUCCUCCUCCUCCUCCUCCUCCUCUUCUUCCUCUUCUUCCUCCUCCUCAUCCUCUUCUUCUUCUUCUUCAUCCUCUUCGUUUUUGGCCAACUACUCCUGGUACGCCAACACGAACUCUGUCAGCCACCUGCAGCCCUCCCUGCUCCACCACAACCCCUCUAUCACCGCCGGGACAAUAUUCUGAAGAACCGAGAAAGAAACGGGACUCUGGUGGUGGACCCCCCCCCCCAAAAAAAAGAAAAAAAAAGGAAAAAAAAAGAGAAAUACACGCAUAUAAUAUUGAUUUUGGAAGGUCUAUGUGGGUCCUACUUUGACGCGCGGCAACAUCGCCGAACCGUGGACGUGUCUCGUCUUUUGGCACAUACACAUUCACAAUUUGCUGGUUAUUUUUGUAUUUAUUUAUUUACUUGAUGUCCAGGGAUGAGCGAAUGAAUGAAUGAGCAACUCUCAAACUGGACUUCUUUUUUUUUUUUGAGGGGGGGGGGGGCAAAUUGAAAGGUGCCCCGUCAGUGAUGUAGCACAGCUCAACUGUAUCGUGCCUUUUUCUACUUGACCUCAUAAUUAUGUCGUGUGAUAUAAAACAGCACUGGACAAAAAUGAAAGACUUAAAAAAAGGAAAUAAAUUGACUUUGGGUAUUUUGAACAUUUUUCAUUUUGUACAAAUAAAUACUUUAAUUAACAAUAUUUGUAUUUGGACGUUUUAUUUUCAGUAGAAUAAAAUAGAAAACAAACGGGAUCGUUUUAUUUGAGCAAAAUUUGUGAAACUUCUAAUUUUGCCGGAGUCUCUUUUUUUUCAAGAGCUGUAUAUUUUAUAAAACAGCUUUUAAUGUUGGAAGUGUCUCCGCGUCUUGUAAAUAUAUUUUUUUUAUAUAUCUCGUGACUUUUAUUUCGACAGGCAAUCGGUGCAAAAAUCAUUUUUCCACCACAAGCUACUGAUUGUCCCACAGCUGAUUGGAUUGUAUCGCCCUGAAUUGUGGUUUUUUUUUUUGGGGGGGGGGUCAUAUUUAUUAUUUUUUACAGUGCUCCAGAUAUGGUUAUUUAAAUAAACACAUUUCCUGUGACCUCCCCGUUUCCCACAUGUGAAACACUGUUGACGUCUGAUUAUAUUUAUUUCCAUUUAAAUAUUUUGAAUGUAAUUAAACCCACGGUAUAUAUGUUUAAUGAGCAGUUUCAUUUUAUUAUUGAUGUCAGUUGAUUUUUGCACAUUUCAGACAGCGGAGCUGUUGUCGAUUUGACCUCGAAAGAAGGUUCGGACAUUGUUGGGUGAUGCCUUGCAAUCGACACACACGCGGCCCCAACCAGAAAAGCAACAUCGUUCGAUUUUUAGGAGGUUCGAAUCUCUAAAUUGAUUUGGUGGUGGAUUCGGGUUUCCUAAUUGGACGUUUUUGGGAAAAGAAAAAGAAAAUGACCAAACAAGAAGAGUCUGUCUGACUUCAUGCUGUAUGAAAAUGAACGCGGACGUAAAGUUUUUCUUUAAUUGCUAUUGUGUGAUUUGUAAGGCAAUUUUGCUGAAGAAUUGUAAAAACAAGCAUUGUGGUUAACAGGAAGAACGAAUGAAGCUCUUGUAAAUGUUUCACCUCUAGCUUGACCCCCAUUUGUUUAUGCACUUGCUCAAGCACACCUGUUAUAAUCAAUUGAUCAUAU
Molecule: messenger RNA, 2700 nt
Organism: Syngnathoides biaculeatus (alligator pipefish)
Lineage: Eukaryota; Metazoa; Chordata; Actinopteri; Syngnathiformes; Syngnathidae
Gene: dlx2a
Product: distal-less homeobox 2a
Exons: 5
Coding region: 308-1240 (310 amino acids)
Biological process (GO): cell differentiation; embryo development; negative regulation of transcription by RNA polymerase II
Molecular function (GO): DNA-binding transcription factor activity, RNA polymerase II-specific; RNA polymerase II cis-regulatory region sequence-specific DNA binding
Source: RefSeq, a predicted model, not a curated record